AUGAACACACAGGCCGAGCAGCAUCAGAGGAGAAGGAAAGCUGACAUUGCGGGCCUGGACCCUUCUUCAGAAAUCGGGGAGGGGAAGGGCAUUCUGAAUUAAAUACGGAUUGAGGGGGAGACGGAUAGAAGAUGGAUAAAGGAGAAGAUAGGUGGAGAGGAGACAGACAGGUCAGAGAAGCGGGGAUGGAUCCAGUAAAGAAGGAUUGCACCAUGUUGAACCAGAGAAUACAGACGGGAUAGACAUCACAGAUAAAUCCCGACCAUCACCCAAGGAAUAACUGCACAACUAUGGGAAGGCAAGCAGUCCCUUCACAGCAUUGCUUAGCACAGAGAAAGUUGGGUAAUGAAACCAUCGUCCGGAAAUUGGUUGGGCAAGGAAAGCAUUAACAUAUCAUCAGAUCUGAAAUUGGUUAAUGGUGUGAAGUCUUCCAUCUGAAUCAACCUUUCUGAAGGUUGUGGACGAUCGGUCAGAGUGAGGCUAGAAGAAGCGUGAAUGGUUCCAAGUGUGGUGAGAGCUUCAAUUAUUCAUCAAGCCUCAUGAACCACUGACUCAUUCCUGAAGAGCAGAGGAUGUUCAAGUUUGAUUAAUACUUCACAGGGUCAUUUGAUCUUCUGAUAUACAAGAUGAAUCUAUUGCUCAUUUUAACACAGAGGCAGCUACAUGGAAGAGAAAACAUUCAAGUGUGAGUUGUUGUGUUGCUGACACCGCCAUCUUGAAAGGUCUGCUGCCGCUGUUGCCUCCAAUUGCUGGGAGAAACAAUGUCCGCCAUCCCUGACCACUGGAAAGGCUGCUGCCAUUCUGCGUUUGGCCUACUUUUGCUGCAAUCCUGAUGCUAUCCAUUAACCUGCUGCAAAAGGUCCCAAAGGAAAGAAAAAAAAACAAAGUAGAUGGAGAACGGAUGAGCCCAGGCUCGAGCCCUCACAUGGCCCUUCUACCCUGCCGUGAUGUUGAAUACAUGGUAGUUUAACUUGAGAGUCAUCAGGCUGAGGCUGAGAGGGUGGAACCUUCAUGGUAAUCUCAACAGUGCAGUAGAACUGAGCCUUUGCUUUUGAUGUCAGUCUGCAUUGCAAAUCAACCAUUCAGCCAACUGAGCUGUCCAACCUGGGUUAUUAGAGGUCGGUUCAUUCUGUUGGAUGGACAAUUAGGUGGAGAGUGAUGUUAACAGUGUGGAACAUAAGAAGUUGCUGAAAAAGCUCAGCAGGUCUGGCAACACAAGACCAUAAAACAUAGGAGCAGAAAUUAGGUCAUCUGGCCCAUCAGGCUGUACAUCCAACACCGACGCUAUCAGUUUGAAAGCCUCUCGGAUGAAGAAUGCUAUUCCCACACUAGAAAUCUCUGUCAAACAUUUAUCAGGGGAACUGAGACAGCAGCUGCAAUAAGUGAGGUUUUAUUUAGACGGAGACAAUGACUAAUUCCCACCUGAUCUGCUGCUCAAAGUCACCUCCAUUUCACAGGUCAGUUUCACAAGCUUCAGAAACUCACGUUGCUGCAGAAAUAUUUGGAUUGGCUGUUAGAGACGUCAAUCAGAGAGCCCACCCACUCUGCCCAUUUAUCCUCUUCCUCUUCCAGAGCUGGUUCACUUCCUAUGGGGACUGCAAACCAAGUGAGGAGAUGAAGGAUUACACUGUACUAUACCAGAGAAUACAGAGAGGAUAGACACUGCACAUAGAUCCUGACCAUCAUCCAUGGAUCAACUGCACAACCGUGGAAAGACAUCCAGUCCCUUCACAGCAUUGCUCAACACAGAGAAAGUUGGGCAGUGAAACCAUCAUCUGGAAAUUGGUCAGGCUCGGGAGUUUUAACAUAUCACUGGGAAUGUGCAGCCUUCCAUCAGAACCAACUUUUCUGACGGUUCAGCAAUGGGUAAUCAGUCAGGGUGAGGCUGGAAAGAAGCAUGAGUGGCUGCAAGCGUGGUGAGAGCUUCAAACAUUCAUCGAGCCUCAUGAACUACUGACUCAUUCCAACAGGUGAGGGGUUACUUGAUUGUGAAGUGAGUCAGGAGGGCUCCAAAGGUUCAUAGGAUAAGAUAUACCUUUUGGACACACUGUUAACCCACAGACAGCCACAUGGAAGAGAAACAAUUUAAAUGUGAGGUUUGUGAGAAAUCUUUCAUGACCUCUACGAGGCUGCUGACGCACCAAAUGAUUCACACGGGGGACAAACCCUUCAGAUGUGAGGUUUGUGAAAAGGCUUUCACUCACUCCUCCCAUCUCCUGAGGCACCAGAGAAUUCAUACAGGGCAGAAACCAUUCACAUGUGAGAUCUGUAACAAAUCAUUCUCUGACUCAUCGAACCUACGCACACAUCAACGUAUUCACACAGGGGAGAAACCAUUCACGUGUGCAGUGUGUGACAAAUCAUUUUCAGACUUAUCAAAUCUCCGCAGACAUCAACGGAUUCAUACGGGGGAGAAACCAUUCACAUGUGACAUCUGUGACAAAUCAUUCUCAGAGUCAUCACACCUCUAUGGGCAUCGACGCAUUCACACAGGGCAGAAACCAUUUCUGUGUGAGGUGUGUAACAAAUCAUUCUACGAUUCAUCAACUCUGCGCAAGCACCAACGCAUUCACACAGGGGAGAAACCAUUUGCCUGUGAGACAUGUGACAAAUCAUUCUCACAAUCAUCAGCGCUUCGUAUCCACCGACGCUUUCACACAGGGGAGAAGCCAUUUACCUGUGAUGGAUGUGACAAAUCAUUCUCAACAUCUUCUCAACUCUGUACACACCAACGCAUUCACACAGGGGAGAAACCAUUCAAGUGUGAAAUAUGUGACAAAUCAUUCUCAAGGUCAUCCAACCUCCUACUCCAUUGGAGACUCCACUCAGGGGAUUAGCCUUCAAGUGUGAGGUUUACAGUAAAGCUUUUAUGACAUUUUUGAGUCUCCUGAGACCUCACAGGAUCUCCUGCACUACCAGCCUGUUCACACCAGAGAGAAAAGAUUUAGGGGUGAGUUUUCACACUGUUACUAUAUCAUCAAUGGCACAAAUCGGAGAAACCUGUCGAUUGUGAAUUCUGCAAUAAAGCCUUAAUAUGAUUAUUGUAUCUCCUGGAACACAAGCAAACCCACACAGGAACCAUCUCAUCAAGUUCUUGCUCAAUCUGUCCUCAGAGUGUGUAACUGUGUACACAGUCUCACAGUGCAGGGUGUUCAGUGGGACUGAGACACAGAACAAGAAGCAGCUUUCACUCCCAUCAAACACCUAGUGAUGACAUCACCAGUGCUGAGGGAUUAUGAUGUCAACAAUGGAGCCACCCUGCAGUGUGAUGUCAGUGACACAGGACUUGGAGUAAUCCCCAUGCAGUGAGGGCAACCCGUUGUGUUUGUAUUCACAGUGUUACUCAGUAUGUGUUAACAAUGUGCACAGAUUGAGAGAGAGCCUAGAUAUUGAUUUUGCUUCACGAGGAAUUUAACCAACACCUCUUUGGGAGAGAGAAAGUAAUGAUAAGCAUCCUGGUCAAAUCUUUCCAAAACAAUUGCAAACAAUGUUAUUUCAUUUAAGAGAUACCACUUGGAAGUGAAGUACAAACAAGGUAAGCAGAUGUGCAUCACUGAUAUGCUGUUGAGAGCUGUACUUGAUUUGAAGGAAAUUGAUGCUGGGUGUGGAGUGUGAAAUCUCCCAGAUUCAACAAGAAGCAACAGCAUGGUGUGCUGUGAAAAUCAUUAUGCUAGUAGAGACAUUGGCUCCGACAGAUAAGCAUCUUCCUCACAGCAAACAAAUCUCACAAGAUGCAACUCUUCAGAUGUUACUGGAAGUUUGAUAAAAGGAUGGACUGAAGCCAUCAAGGACACCCGGUGACUGUAAGGGAGUAUUGGACCAACAGAGAUGAAGUGAUUGCCCAAGGCAGAACUGUGUAUAAAGGGGAGCAGGAUCUUUAUUCUAAAACAAUUGACAAAAGAGAUGCUUAAAUUCAUCCUGCACAAAUUGUCAAGGAAUUGAAUCUAGUCUGAGUAAGCACAUGGACUGCACCAGUUCAAGAAGGCACCUCGCCAUCAUCUUUUGAGCGCACCUAGGGAUGAGCAGUAAAUGCUGGCACAACCAGCAAUGGCCACAUCCUAUGAAUGAAUUUGAAAAGGAUCCAUUGAAUUGUUUCCACUCUCCACGGGAAAGAAACUUUCAAGAAUCAGAUAAGUAGAACCCCAACGAGUAGUUCUCUGGACUUGACUCUCUCGAAUGGAUAGUGUUGGAAAACAGAUUGAAACUUUGUGUUGUGCUAUGUUUUAAAUCUUGCCAUCUGAAUUCUGCAUUUGGAUUGCUUGGAUUGUAUUUUUUAUUUCUUCCAUUGUGUAAUAAACUUCUGUUCUGCUAUUGAAGAAAAUGUACAGCCUCUUAUGAAUACAUCUCAGUCACUAACCACCACGUUAAUUGAUCUCUCAAGCCACGUUUCAUCCAGUGAACUGACUUGUCCAGCGGUAUCAUUAACUGGGAUCAUCAAGAUCCCUUCACUGACUUGUGUAAUUGAAGCAUAACAUCCUUAGUUUUGUAAAAACCGAAAGAACUGCAGAGGCUGUAAAUCCAGGACAAAAAGUUGCUGGAAAAGCUUAGCAGGCCUGGCAGCAUCUGUGAAAGAGAAAACAGAGUUAACGUUUUGGGUCUGGUGACCCUUCCUGAGAACUGACGGUUACUAGGAAAACGUCAGUUUAUAUGCAGAAAAUAGUGAGGUGGGUGGAGGAGAGAGUAAACAAUAGGAUAGAGCCUAAACUGAGAGAAAAAAACAGUUGGACAGACAAAACUAACAAAGUGUGAAGCUGGAUGAACACAGCAGGCCAAGCAGCAUCUCAGGAGCACAAAA
Stegostoma tigrinum is the source of this 4795-nucleotide messenger RNA. Its product is annotated as zinc finger protein 271-like. Gene Ontology annotation, molecular function: RNA polymerase II cis-regulatory region sequence-specific DNA binding; DNA-binding transcription factor activity, RNA polymerase II-specific. Gene Ontology annotation, cellular component: nucleus. Lineage: Eukaryota; Metazoa; Chordata; Chondrichthyes; Orectolobiformes; Stegostomatidae. The record is from RefSeq and is a predicted model, not a curated record. The coding region runs from base 2070 to 2837 and encodes 255 amino acids. Gene Ontology annotation, biological process: regulation of transcription by RNA polymerase II; central nervous system development. The transcript is spliced from 6 exons.